Messenger RNA from Crotalus tigris (Tiger rattlesnake), 1309 nucleotides. RefSeq names its product olfactory receptor 477-like. The transcript has 2 exons. Gene Ontology annotation, biological process: G protein-coupled receptor signaling pathway. Lineage: Eukaryota; Metazoa; Chordata; Lepidosauria; Squamata; Viperidae. The record is from RefSeq and is a predicted model, not a curated record. Bases 106 to 1143 code for a protein of 345 amino acids. Gene Ontology annotation, cellular component: membrane. Gene Ontology annotation, molecular function: G protein-coupled receptor activity; olfactory receptor activity.
CCGUGACAAUUCAUAUAUGCUUUUCCAUGACAGAGACCUAAUCUCUGUCCCCAAUAGAUGUUCAAUAUCUGGCUUCAAUAGAAAGCAAGUGGAUCAUCUUCCAUCAUGUUGGUUACCUUAGUAGAAGCUGAUCACAUGAUUAGCUCUUUCAUGAAGGCUGAGGAACAUCCUGGAAAAGAAGAAAGACAGAUGGCAAUGAUAGAAGCCAAGAACUUCACCUCUGUCAAGGAAUUCAUCUUGCUGGGACUCACCAGUGAUAGAAAAAUCCAGCUUCUCCUCUUUGUGGUCAUUCUCAUCUUUUACUUGACUACAGUUUUGGGGAACUUGCUGAUCAUCAUAUUAGUGGAGUCUGAUAUACAACUCAACACUCCUAUGUACUAUUUUCUUUCUCAUCUUGCAGUGAUCGAGAUAUGUUACGUCACCAGCACCAUGCCCAUAAUGUUAUCUCACCUCAUGGCUGGGAACGGAGCCAUCUCCUUCCCACUCUGCAUUACCCAGAUAUUUGUUUCAGGGUCCAUGGCUACCACCGAAUCUUUCCUACUCGGUGUCAUGGCUUAUGACCGUUAUCUGGCCAUCUGCUUUCCCCUAAUAUAUACUGUUGUCAUGGACCAGCGAUGCCAGUUGCAGUUUGCUUUAGCCUGCUGGAUAAUUGCCCCUCUGCUCUGUGCCGUAUGUGAUGCCUUCCUAGUUUCCCAACCCUACUGUGGUCCCAAUCAUGUCAACCACUUCAUGUGUGAAAUUCCUGCGGUAUUAAAACUUUCAUGUGGUGAUACACAACUCGUUGAGAACAUUGUAUCUGGUGCAGGAGCCUUACUACUUCUGCUUCCCCUUUGUGUCAUCCUGACCUCCUAUGUGUUUAUUCUUUAUUCUGUAUUUCACAUGAAGUCUACAGUUGGACAGCGUAAAGCACUCUAUACUUGUGGUUCUCAUCUGCUUGUGGUCACCUUCUUUUAUGGUCCUUCCUUAUAUAUAUAUAUAAUUCCAAAAUCUAUCUCAGCUCCUGAUCAUAAUAAACACAGUGCAAUUUUCUACAUUCUGGUCACCCCUUUGCUUAACCCUAUCAUCUAUACUUUGAGGAACAAGGACAUCCAUAGGUCAAUAAGAAAAAUAUUGCAAAGAAAAGACUUUGAACAGAAAACAUGAAUGUCUUUUUUGUUUUUUAAAUGGUCAUGUCAGAUUGAUUUAUCAUGAGUAUUAAUUUAGAAUGCCUUAAAUGUUGGGUUGUCUAGACAUAAACUCAACCCAAUGAUUCUGUGAAUGACCUCUCAGACUAUUAUUAUCAUGGUAUUUAGGGGCAAUGUAAAUAUGC